AGAGCGGACGCGGGUGACCACGACGCGGCGCUGGCCCCGAGCCGCGGGCGGCGCGCCAGCACGGCCGGGGAACUACAAUUCCCGGCGCUCGCGGCCACCUCCGCUGGAGGCCCUUGCCCCCAGCACCGAGAGUCACCCGGAUUCGGCGCUGGGAGUGCGUGGCCGCAGGCGGCAUGGAGUCCCAGGCGCCGGACGCCUGCUUCCUGGGAGACGUGGGUUUCUGGGUGGAGCGUACCCCUGUACAUGAAGCUGCCCAUCGUGGUGAAGCCCUGGAGCUGCAGCAGCUGAUCGAGAGUGGUGCCUGUGUCAACCAGGUCACGGUGGACUCCAUCACACCCCUGCACACAGCCAGUCUGCAGGGCCAGGCACAGUGCGUGCAGCUGCUGCUGGCUGCUGGGGCCCAGGUGGAUGCCCGGAACAUCGAUGGCAGUACCCCCCUCUGUGAUGCCUGUGCCUCGGGCAGCAUUGAGUGCGUGAAGCUGUUGCUCUCCUAUGGGGCCAAGGUCAACCCACCCCUGUACACAGCCUCCCCGCUGCAUGAGGCCUGCAUGAGCGGAAGUUCCGAAUGUGUGAGGCUUCUAAUUGAUGUUGGGGCCAAUUUGGAAGCACACGAUUGCCAUUUUGGGACUCCUCUGCACGUUGCUUGUGCCCGGGAGCAUCUGGACUGUGUCAAAGUGCUGCUCAAUGCAGGGGCCAAUGUGAAUGCAGCAAAGCUUCACGAGACAGCCCUUCAUCAUGCGGCCAAAGUGAAGAACGUGGACCUCAUUGAGAUGCUGAUUGAGUUUGGAGGCAACAUCUAUGCCCGGGACAACAGGGGGAAGAAACCCUCAGACUACACAUGGAGUAGCAGUGCCCCUGCCAAGUGCUUUGAGCACUACGAAAAGACACCUCUAACGCUGUCACAGCUCUGCAGGGUGAGCUUGAGGAGGGCCACCGGCGUCAGAGGGCUAGAGAAAAUCGCCAAGCUGAACAUCCCUUCCCGGCUCAUCGAUUACCUUUCCUACAACUGAGCUGCAGGCACCCUGGCUGCUGGCCUUACUGAGCCCAGCGUUGUUUAUCUGAAGCCCUCAGUUGCUAUAGAUAGAACAACGUUCCCUGAGUCCCUGUUGGCCACCCUGUUUCUUCUUCUCUGUGGACUCCUGGAGAGUAUUUCCAAGGCAUUGGGAAGUCCCUGGGGGUCAUGGCCCUGUGCUGGCUCUCUGGGAACUUUGCUCUAACUCCUAUGUUCCCAGCCAUCUAAUUGUCCUCUCUUCACUGAUCUGCCUCAGAAGGAAAGACUCUCAGGAAAGACUCUUCCAGGAGCACAGGGGAAGGCCAGGUAUAGCUGGGUUCCAGGUACCACUGUUGAUUUCCACAUGCCUGGGAGGUCAAGGAGUGUGGUGCCAUCUCUGAUUCAUUCAGCACUAGGCAGCCCUGGGGGUUCAAAGGGAGGAGCCUGUGCCAUAGAGGGUGGCCCAUGGGAGGUGAGGUCCUGACCAUAUGGCCUGGGAUGGCUGCAUUGGGGACAUCCUGCCACUUGGAUGCUUUUUUCUGGAGCACAGGGUGGGCACUUUCCAAGGCCCACCUGCUUCCAGGUGUAUGCAUCACUCAGGGACUUUGUACGGGUUUUAUGGGGGAAGGCUCAGGGUCUUCAUUCCCCUUAACCAGCACAGUGUUUCAUAGGAAGUUUUUCUUCAGUUUUAGGUCUCAACUUAAAAAGUUUAUGUGAGGGAUAAAAAAACUUUCAGAAGAUAUAUAGGCUGUAGCAUAGGUUUUGUUAAUGAAUCUUUAAAACAAAAGGUAAUGUGGAGGCGUGUUAAGCACAAAUUUCUAAUGUAAAGGAUUGUUAGGAAAUGCUUUGGAGAUUAUGGUUGCCAAAUGAAUUAUUUCUUACCCUAAAUUUUGCUAACUCCUUGAGCUCUGAAAUUGGUAGAAGAGGUUGCCAGCACCCAGUGGAUAUUAUCAACCUCUGAUCCGGUGCUUUGAACAAGAUGGGAAUCAGACUCAUUAUCAUAGGCUGGGAAAGAAAGUCUUGCAAUUUGUUCCUAUAGUAAUAGAAACAAGUAGUUCUAUAUUGUAAGUCAUGCAGUGAAAUAUUAAGAAUAUUCAGACUGCAUUUAUCUGCCUAAGUUUCUGUAUCGUAAUUUAAAAAACAAACAGAAAUCCAGGGAGUUAAACUAGAUGACUUUGCAUAAUUAGUCCAGGUAUAUUUAGUUUCUAGGGAAACAUAGAAGGCACCACUUGUGAACACCCCAGAAAUGUGGACGUCACCACAUUCUGCCAGAGAGUGUGGAAUAGAAUGCACCUGAAUUGCCCAAGGUAAUGCCAAGUGUGCUACGAGACCAGAAACAUCUGCACAAAGUUACUUGGGUGAAGCCCUAGAUCUGGUUGAAAGUUUCAUGCUGGUGGCUUAGUUUAUUUUCCAUCUCUCUGUUCCAGCCAUGGUUACAUCAUUCUAUGCUGAGAGUAAAAGCCACUCCUGUUUGGUUACAGUCUUAGAUACAAGUUCUGGGUAAAUCAGUGUUUCUGUAUGUACUAAUAACAAUGAAAGAAAAAAAAAAAGCAUUGGGUUUGGCCCUUUCAUCUUUGUAACAGAAACUUGCCUCUAGCAAUGAGCUGGUGACAUUUCCAUAAGUGGGUACACAGAGUACAGAAUCCUGGCUCCACACUCGCUGCUCAAUAAAAGGUUGAAUAGA
This is a messenger RNA of Miniopterus natalensis, 2675 nucleotides long. RefSeq names its product ankyrin repeat and SOCS box containing 13 (gene ASB13). Gene Ontology annotation, biological process: protein ubiquitination; positive regulation of protein catabolic process; intracellular signal transduction. Gene Ontology annotation, molecular function: protein binding. NCBI's taxonomy places the organism in Eukaryota, Metazoa, Chordata, Mammalia, Chiroptera, Miniopteridae. The record is from RefSeq and is a predicted model, not a curated record.